AUGUCGAUUGCGAUGGAUAAGGCGAUGUUGGCGUUAUCUCUAGAGGAAGAAGACGAACCCUUUCAGAUGCCAAAUCUUCCUCAAUUCAAAUCUUCUGAAAGAAAUUCGCGAAGUUUAAUUGGAAGGAUUUUGAAUCCGGAUUGUCAGAAGGUUUCAACGGUUAUCCUUGAUAUGCCGCGGCAGUGGCAGAAACAAGGGAAAGUUCGUGGUGUAGCUCUAUCGAGAGAACGGUUCCAGUUUAUAUUUGAUCAUGAGCAUGAUCUGUUGGAGGUCUUGGAGAAAGGGGUACAUACUUCUAAUGAUUGGACUCUGGCCUUGGAUCGAUGGAUGGAGUUUCCUCCACCUGAUUAUCUUCAGUAUAUCUUAGUCUGGGUUCGAAUCCGGAAUAUACCUGUCAAUUAUUAUACAGAGGAGGCUAUUACAGCUCUGGGAGAAUUAGCGGGAGAAGUGAAGGUAGUAGCUUUUGAUCCUGACAAACCCCAACGAGAAGAUUAUGUUAGGGUUCAAGUUCGUUUGAAUGUCUCAAGACCGCUGAGAACGUCUAAAGUUGUUAAUCUUCCGGAAGGGGGAACAUCGGUGGUUUGUUACAGCUAUGAAAGAAUCAGGAAACGAUGCUUUGAGUGUCAGAGCUUGAACCAUGAAAAGCAAGUCUGUCCUGUUAUAGUUGGAAGAAGAAGAGAUCAAUCAAACGAAAGAAGGGCUAAGGCUAUGGAGGACAGGGAGAUGGUUCAGCCUGUGCUGAAAGAAGGUGAUCCUCUUUUUGGGGUUCUAAGGGAAGAGCAGGUUGGGUUUUGUAAGCUAACUGGUAGAUGGAAGAUUUCUCCAGAAGUUUUAGAAGAAAUGCGAAGAUAUCUGUUAUCAUCAUCUGAAGCUGAUAAGUUGGUGAGAAUUGAAAGGGUUAGAACGUCUGUAGCUCAAGCUGAAAGUAACCCAAUAUCCCAAAAGACAGUUCUUCGUCUGGAAGAAGCUCCCGUGUUUACAAAGCAGUUAGACAAAGGAAAAGGAAUAGUGUUUGAUUUUGAUCUUAACUCUCCAGGGGAUGCGUCACAAAAGGUUGUGAACCCUUCAGAAAAGCUAAUGGCGUCAGCUUUUAAGGCAGGUAGUAAGGGCAGUGCUUUUGAAAGAUUGGGCGACCUAAGUUUGGGGGAUAUGGGUGAUAAAAGGAGGGUUGAGGAAAGGCCUAUGGAUUAUGCUCCUGCUCCUUUUUCCUUGGAGUCUGGAGGCGAGACUUCUCAGUCUAAAAGUGAUGUUGCAGACUCUACGGAAUAUGAUGCUUGUCUUUUGACUAGAUCAUCCGGGGUUUGUCAACAGAAACAAAAAGUGAGAAGAAGACCCUAUAUAAGGAAAAGGCAGGAGCAGAAAGCCAAAACCUCGUCAGUUCUGAAUGUUUUGUAUGGAGAAGGAUCGAGAAGUGAGAAGAUAGGGAGCAAGAGGAAGGUAUUAGUGGAGGAUGAUCGUGGAUACAAAACUGCAAAGCUAAAGGAAUCAAGGGUGAUCCCGAAUGAGGGAUCGCCGCAGCCAAGAUGA
Messenger RNA from Brassica rapa (field mustard), 1527 nucleotides. RefSeq lists its product as uncharacterized. NCBI's taxonomy places the organism in Eukaryota, Viridiplantae, Streptophyta, Magnoliopsida, Brassicales, Brassicaceae. The record is from RefSeq and is a predicted model, not a curated record.